Molecule: messenger RNA, 1931 nt
Organism: Medicago truncatula (barrel medic)
Lineage: Eukaryota; Viridiplantae; Streptophyta; Magnoliopsida; Fabales; Fabaceae
Product: translation initiation factor eIF-2B subunit gamma
Exons: 12
Coding region: 151-1530 (459 amino acids)
Biological process (GO): biosynthetic process; cytoplasmic translational initiation
Cellular component (GO): guanyl-nucleotide exchange factor complex; eukaryotic translation initiation factor 2B complex
Molecular function (GO): translation initiation factor activity; guanyl-nucleotide exchange factor activity
Source: RefSeq, a predicted model, not a curated record
AUAAAAUAAAAAAGUAAAUUUGGCUGCAGGUGCAGGAAGCAAAAUUGUGAACUGUGUGUAGUGUUUAGUAUCAAUUUUGUGUUGAAUCCGAGAUUUUGAUUUGUGAGUAAGAAAACUCUCUUCCUCAAACCCAAAACCCUUUCCGUUUGGAUGGAUUUCCAAGUAGUGGUUCUCGCCGGUGGCGUUUCCAAAAAACUCCUCCCCCUCGUUUCGCAUGAGCUUCCCAACGCUUUACUUCCGGUCGCUAACCGUCCCGUUCUCUCUUACGUUGUGGAGCUUUUGGAGCUUAGCAAUCUUAAAGAUCUUAUCGUCGUUGUUGAAGGUAAAGAUACUGCUCUUAACGUUGGUGCUUGGAUUUCUGGAGCUUAUGCUGAUCGCCUCCAUGUCGAGGUUGCUGCCGUUCCUGAGGAUGUGGGAACAGCUGGUGCAAUUCGAGCAAUUGCACGCCACCUAUACGCAAAAGAUAUUCUGAUUGUUAGCGGUGAUCUUGUUUCUGAUGUGCCGAUUGGCGCUGUUGCUGCUACUCAUCGACGACACGAUGCAGUUGUCACUGCUUUGCUUUGUAAUACUCCUGUAAGUGGACCUUUGGAGUCAGUGUCCUCUGGUGGGAAAGACAAAGCCAAGAAACCUGGCCGCUAUGAUUUGAUAGGGCUGGACCCCACAAAACAGUUUUUACUUCACAUUGCAACUGGAGCUGAAGUUGAAAAAGAUCUUCGGAUUCAGAAGAGCAUACUUCGUUCUGUUGGCCAGGUAGAAAUAAGAGCUGAUCUAAUGGAUGCCCACUUGUAUGCGUUCAAAAGAUCAGUUCUACUAGAAGUUCUAGAUCAGAAUGGUGAAUUUCAUAGCUUAAAGCAUGAUGUAUUGCCAUAUCUUGUCCGCAGUCAACUGAAAUCGGAAGUAUUAUUAAAUGGUACGCCACAAGCAGAAGAAAAUGGAACUGAGAAGGUUAUUUCUCAAAGCAAUCAACAAAUGCUAUCUCAAAUACUUGCUAAUGCAUCUGAGCCCACCUUUCAUUUACGACAUGAACUUAGUACUAAUGGUUCUGAUUCUGUUCGAAGAACCCAUAAAUGUUGUGUCUAUAUUGCUGGAAGCAACAAAUAUUGUGCUCGCCUGAAUUCUUUACAAGCAUACAAUGAUAUAAACCGGGAUGUGAUAGGCGAAGCUAGUCAUUUGUCAGGGUAUUCAUUCUCUUCUCAUAACAACAUCAUCGAUCCUACCGCAGAGCUUGGAGCAAAAACAACAGUAGGGCCGCAUUGUAUGCUGGGGGAAGGUUCACAGAUGGGUGACAAAUGCAGUGUCAAACGGUCUGUCAUUGGCCGCCACUGUAGGAUAGGUGCCAAUGUUAAGGUUGUUAAUUCCGUAGUUAUGAAUCAUGUUACUAUUGGUGACGGCUGUUCAAUACAAGGUUCUGUCAUCUGCAGCAACGUACAGCUCCAAGAACGUGCCACACUAAAAGACUGCCAAGUCGGAGCAGGUUACAUGGUCACUGCCGGUAGUGACUGCAAAGGGGAGGUAUUGACUAAGAAAUGAUACUGAGAUGUGAUAAUCCAAGAGAGCGGAAGGCAUAGCUGCAAUUUGAGUUUUAGAGUAAAUUUUGUGUUUUUUGCUGUCCAUAGUUACGAUUUGGAGAUCAUGGCAGGAGGAGCAAAGAAAUUUGAAUGUUUUCAAUCAAUAGUUUGACUUCUGUAUUUCUGUCAUUUGCAUUUUUAAUCUCUUAUAACUACAGUUUGAAAAUGGCUUCCAUUGGUGUUGAGUUUUUUGCCUCUGUAUAAAUGACUACCCAUAGUUUCCUCAUAUUUCUGCCAUUGAAAUGUAUGUUGCAAGGGACUAGGCUGUUGGUAUCAUAUUGCUACACUAAAGUGGUAUGAUCCUGCGCAAUCAGUUUUGUUAUUGAUCAAAGGAGUAUCAUAUUGACAAUUUUUACUCUGUUU